Molecule: messenger RNA, 460 nt
Organism: Cantharellus anzutake
Lineage: Eukaryota; Fungi; Basidiomycota; Agaricomycetes; Cantharellales; Hydnaceae
Product: Sedlin
Exons: 4
Coding region: 21-377 (118 amino acids)
Biological process (GO): endoplasmic reticulum to Golgi vesicle-mediated transport
Cellular component (GO): nucleus; TRAPP complex; cytoplasm
Source: RefSeq, a predicted model, not a curated record
CGGUCUCAAACACAUCAGUGAUGAGUAAGAACAUACCAGCGUCUAUCGGCGGCGGCCAGGAUCGCCAUGUUGUGCAGAUGAUUGCGAAUGCGAGCCUUGAUGUGAUUGAGGAUACGGUGCGAAGUAAUCCAGCCAUGUACUUGAGGGCAGUGGAUAAGUUUAACGAGUGGACGGUGUCUGCAUUUGUCACCCCGGGGAACAUGAAGUUCGUUUUGUUGCAUGAUGCAAAGGGUGAUGAUGGGGUAAAAGGAUUUUUCACUGAACUCUGGGAGCUGUAUAUCAAGACCCUUAUGAAUCCAUUCCACACCGCUCACACGGCGAUUCGUAGCCCAGUGUUUGAUGCCAAAGUACGGGCCGUUGCCAAGAAGCACUUGUAAAUAGGAGAGUAGAUAUUGGUGUGGGUGGUUGUGAAUGCAUAUAUGUACAUGAUUUCGAACAAGCAGAAGGACGAUGAUGACGG